CGCGCCAUUCUUCUUUUCCUUUUAGUUUCGCCAUGCUCUUCUAGUGCAUCCAUUCCAUUCAAUCCAUCCAUUCCAUCGCCACCCGCUAGGCUCCUAGCCAGAGAGACCCCGCACUCACUUCCACGACGCAACCACGACUGUUCAAUUCCAUCAUCCGUCCGUCUCUCGCCUUUCUUCCCUUCCCAGCAGCGAUCCGCGUCCACACACACACACAUACAUACACGCCAGCUUAAUCGUGGGAGUGACCUCGCAAGAGACGACCCAUUCAUUCAAUCAUCCACCCGCCUAAUCCACAUGGCUCUAGCGCAAGAGUACGUUCCGCUACCCUUAGGCUCGAACCCGCCCCCUGAAACGGAACGGAACAUUGCUUUACACUGCCCAACCAAUCCUCCUUCAUUUCCAUGCUUUUUCUUACCACUACGACAGACAAGGUAUCCUCCAUAUCCCCUCCGUCUUCUCGGCCUCUCUCGGCACCCACUCGUCUAAGAGGUCUAUAUUUGCUUCUCCGUGCAUAACGCUGCGGCUCUGCCUGCUCUCAGGCUCACCCUCCGGCCCCCAACCCUAUUCAUCUGUCCAGCACUCCAGCUCAGGCCCCCCAACCCUAACCUUCGUGUUAUGCUUAUCCCGUUACCUGUUCAACCCAAUCUCACCUACAUAUACAUGUCGGAAGAAGGCUGCGCCCCAGAAUUCUCGAGCCUCAAGUCUCAAUCUGACACAGUUGAAAAGUCUUGGUCAGGGUCUCAUCUUUCUAGGCAGCAAUCCACAUUUGCUUGUGUGUACAAGGGGACAGAGGAUCUUGUAGACCACUUUUCCGGGAGCGACCGGCCUUCAUUCGCGCCUGAUUUCCGCUAUUUCCGCCGUCUCCCACCUCUUCCUUCCUGCGGCUAG
This is a messenger RNA of Periconia digitata, 888 nucleotides long. The record is from the annotation of a GenBank genome assembly. NCBI's taxonomy places the organism in Eukaryota, Fungi, Ascomycota, Dothideomycetes, Pleosporales, Periconiaceae.